This is a messenger RNA of Cylicocyclus nassatus, 576 nucleotides long. Lineage: Eukaryota; Metazoa; Nematoda; Chromadorea; Rhabditida; Strongylidae. The record is from the annotation of a GenBank genome assembly.
AUGGCAGAUCUUUCUUCGUGGGAAGAAGAUAUGAAAAAGUGGCUUGUGUUCUAUAUGCCUCAGUUUGUAAUUGUGAUAUAUACCGUCGUCAUGGGUUGUACCUUUUGUUAUAGGAAGAAAAGUGAGAUUACCAGAAAAAGCACACUUGAACGCUCGAAGUCCAAUAGUUCUUUAAAAGAAGAUCAGAAACCAAAAGGGGAUUCACCAAAAGGGGAAGGAGUAGAAAGACCGGAUAAUGGAGACACGUUGGGAAAAGACAAUGCAGACAUUCAAGUUAUUUUGUCAGAACCUCCUGGAAACACUCUUUCCGAUGGGUACAUAGAUAAGCUGGAAACUAUUCUUGAGACGGCAGGAAACUACCUGUGGGGCAUGAAAAAACACAUGGCAGCCGAUGAAGCAGCUUGGAAAGAGUUGGCAAAGCGUAUAACGCUUCUCCAUGCAGAGGGCUAUGACGUUCGAGCAGGGACGAAAGAAGCAAAAAUACGACGAAUGACAUCAAAAGAUGUGCCGGACUUAGUAGGAAAAGUCACAAGAAAACGGAAAAGAAGAAGCCACGGUGUCGCAGCCGAUGACUAG